This is a messenger RNA of Clunio marinus, 336 nucleotides long. The record is from the annotation of a GenBank genome assembly. Lineage: Eukaryota; Metazoa; Arthropoda; Insecta; Diptera; Chironomidae.
AUGCAAAACACUUUUUCUAUUUGUUUUCAGCAACAUAUUUUAAUAGAGCAUUACCAAUCCCACAGUGUGAUGUUGUUCAUCAAAUUAAACUACAAAUCUGCGAAUUUCAUUUCGCAACUUCAAAUUAAUUUAAUCUCUUCCUCGAAAAAGGGUGUUGAGAUAUGGUCGAGACUUAAAGAACAUGAGAUCGACGACCUAAAUAAAACGUUGCUACGUCUUCACCUUCCAUCAACUCAUCUCUAUUUAAUGUUACCGAUGGAUGAAACUUUAAUUGAUAUUCAUGAACAUGUUACAACACAAAAACCCCACACGAUUUUAUUCCGUAAUCGACGAUGA